AAAACAACAACAACUGAACGCAUGCUCUACUAUAGCGGCGUAACACAACGAGUGGGAGAUGUGGACUCUGGCAACACCGUUACCGACUUUCUGGAGCUCGAGCGGGAGCGUGGAAUUACCAUCCAGUCGGCGGCCAUCACAUUUCACUGGCCGUUACAACAAGACUGCCCGCCUGGAACAUCACCAAAGACCAUAAACCUCAUAGAUACUCCCGGUCAUCAGGACUUCAGGUUCGAGGUCGACAGAUGCCUACCAAUUCUCGACGGAGCUGUCUGCAUCAUCGACUCUGUCAAGGGCGUGGAAGCACACACAGAACGAGUCUGGGCCUCUGCACAAGAGUUCAAGAUACCGCGAAUUGUUUAUUGCAACAAGCUGGAUCGUGAGGGUGCAUCUUUUAGAAAAUCCGUCUUGGAAAUCGGCUCUCGACUCAAAGGAUGGCCAUUGGUCUGUCAAAUCCCGUGGUGGGAAAAGGAGGACUUUGUCGGUGUGAUUGACGUUAUCGAUGGCGUAGGAUAUCGCUGGAAGAGCGAAAGACAGAAAGCUCGGUACGAGCCGGCUGAACUCAAAGAGUUACUGUCAACCUCAAACCAGUCGCUAUUGACGGAGAUGCAAGUGGCGCGCCAACGCUUGGUCGAGGGCCUGGCGGAUUUUGAUGAGGCUGUGAUGGACGAAUUUCUGGCCGAAAAUGAGAAUAUCCCUGCCCCCUUGCUGAAGCAGGCCAUCAGGAGAAGCAUACAACUUGGCGAUGGCCGUGUCAUACCGGUAUUCGCAGGCUCCAGCUUUCGUCACAUUGGCGUUGAGCCGCUCAUGGAUGCUAUUGCUGAUUAUCUUCCCAAUCCGGCUGAACGGCCCGACGUGGAGGUCAGGAUCGGGAGUACCAAGAGUGAGCUUCGCGAAGCUCUCAAAGGGAAAGGCAAAAAGGCUGUUGAUCCGAACGUCACUUCGGUGGCGUCUGUUUUCAAAGUAUUUGACCAUCCAAAAGAGGGCGUCAUCAGCUUUGUGAGAGUCUACCAUGGCACCUUGACUCGCAAUGCGCCGAGCUUCAACACCCAUAUGCUUAUUCAAGAACGUCCGAUGGGAAUCUUGCAGAUAUCAGCGUCCAAGACUGAAGAUAUUCAGGAGCUUUCGGUUGGCCAAAUUGGAGCUUUGAGGGGCCUCAAGAAGGCGCGCACUGGAGAUACCCUGAUCACCAUGGCAAGCGGCAAAGCAGUUCCGGAGCACUUGCGGCACAUACAAAUACGGCCUCCGGAAAUCCCACCACCGGUUGCUUUCCUGCAAGUUGACCCGUAUGGCAAUGUGGCAGCCCAGCAGUUAGAGGCCGCCCUGGAGAGUGCUUCGCGAGAAGAUCCUAGCCUUCGGUGGAGUAGAAACCCAAAGACUGAUCAGUUCACCAUCCAGGGUAUGGGAAAGCUUCACCUGGAUGUAUCUCUAUACAACAUGCGACAGAAGCACAAGAUAGAUGCCGAGUUUGGUCCUAUCGAAGUUGACUACAAGGAGUGUGUCACUGCUGAGACCUCUCCUCAAAAAGCAAUCUUCGACCGCCCAGUGGCUGGUAAAUCUGGCAAGGUUACCUGCACGGUCACCCUCAGGCCGAUAGAGGAAGGGGAACAUGACAGUUUGAUGGAAACCGGUCUUGAGAAGGAUGGGAAUAUCGUUCAGGUCGACAUUCCCAUGCACGGCGAAGCCAGCGCCGUGCUGGUUGAUGCCGAUGAGGCGCGUCAACAGCUGUUCAAUGGAGCUAUAGCUGGGUUGGCAAGAGGGCCUCGCCGUGCGUCGCCCAUCCACGGUUGCCAUGUCCACAUCACACUCGAUACAUCUCGCGAUGCGCUAGAAUCACCUACGGGGGGGCAUUUCAGUGGUGCGGCCAAGACCGCCGUCCAAGCUGCUCUUCGGGAGGCAUUCGACAAAAGUCAAAUUGGUGUCUUAGAACCCAUCAUGUUGACGCACAUCGUCUGCCCCGAGGCAGCCGCCGGAACAGUGCAGCAUGACAUAACAGCCGGCGCAGGCGGCCACGUGCUCGAAGUCAACGAUCGUUCUGCAGAGUCUGCCAGCGAGGAGCUGAUUGAUGUCUCCAAGAUAUAUGCGCCACCCGACCCCUAUGACUCUAUCACUUCCCUGAGAGGCAAGAAGUCAACUGCUCGGAUGGUCGAGAUCAUUGCAAAGGUUCCUUACAAGGAGAUGCUCAACUAUGAUGAGCAUUUACGAAGCAAAACUGCAGGUCGCCAUUCCAUGACGAUGUCGUUUGACUCGUUCGCAAGAGUGGUUGGCCAUCGGGAAAAGGAUAUUUGAACGCACUUGGAGCAAGCACGCCACUGCACCGAGCAUGAAGGUCACUGAAGCAUAGCUCACAGAGAGUAUAUUACUCACCAGUGACAGGAAAAGCCAGGCAGAGUCUUGCAGGGUGUGAGUCAGGUUACUUGUCUUGGCUACGGAUCGGGCAUUCGGUCCACGAGAUCUAUCUUCGAAUUGACGGAUCACCUCACUGCCAAGGCGGCACGCAAUUUGAUAUUAAGCCAUGGGGACAAGAUCAGAUGAA
This is a messenger RNA of Trichoderma reesei QM6a, 2536 nucleotides long. RefSeq lists its product as uncharacterized. Gene Ontology annotation, cellular component: mitochondrion. Gene Ontology annotation, molecular function: GTPase activity; GTP binding. The transcript is spliced from 2 exons. The record is from RefSeq and is a predicted model, not a curated record. Gene Ontology annotation, biological process: ribosome disassembly; mitochondrial translation. The coding region runs from base 22 to 2289 and encodes 755 amino acids. Lineage: Eukaryota; Fungi; Ascomycota; Sordariomycetes; Hypocreales; Hypocreaceae.